AUGUUGUGGGCACACAUGCAGACUGAAUGAGCACAAGCAUUCGUCAUACCCUCGAAUCUCUAAGCAUAUUUCCGUUAAAAAAUUUUAUUAUUCGUUGAGAAUGCCCAACAUGUUUGUUUCGACCGCUGUCGAGGAAAAAAGAAACGAAAACGUGUUUAAAUGAUAUUGCAAUUGUGUAGGAACCCAACACUUAUAUCUAUAUGUCAAUGCGCUUAUCGUAAUAAACGAUAAGGAUUAUACCGCAUUUACGCGUAAAUCUUUCUUCCAAAAUUCAUGCAAAAUGUUGUGAAACAGCGCAAAAAAGCUUUUUUAUUGAAAUAAAAGAGUCUAUAAUGGCUUCAGAAGCAAAAAAAAAUAUUUUUGCAUGUUACUAUUCUGUUGUCUAUGAAAAAUACGUUUAUUCUAUAGGAAUGAAUAUGUGCUUUUCAUAACCCGGGUGCAGCCAUAGUUGUGAUUGAUUUCAAUCGCUAUGAGACGCCAAGAAAAGUUUUUUAACUUGACAACCACAAUGGUAUCCGUGAUCAGAAAGUUAAUGAUAUAAAAAUAAAAGUAAACCUAACUUGCGGUAUGUUUAAAAAUAUACUGGGCUGUAAAUAUUCAAUAUCAAAUAUCUCUAUAUUCGAUUUGGUUCAGAAAACGCGACUUCAGCCUUCGUGAAUAUUCAGAUCUUUUUUAUAUUUCUGUUUCCGAGGACUUUUAUUAGAACAUUGAAGAAGGUUGCAGGUGUACGUUUGUCCAAACUAUCAAAUUAUGGUUUGCUAGAGGAAAAAAAUUGCCUCUGAAAUAUUUGAUCAUUGGUACAUGGAAAUGAUUUGAAGUAAUGUAAAUCGUGAUAGAUGUAUGAGUUCAAGUCUCUGGCAAUGAACUUCCAGAAUACAAUCGAGUCAGUGUUCUUGGAGACGAAGAAAAAAUAGGCAAAAAUUUCGCAAUCAGAACUAAACGGCGGAGGGGAUUUCGAAAUAUUCUCCCUUCAUUUUUCAUUCGUGUAUUGAGUUUUUUGAGGUAGCGCAAUAAUUCCUCGAACUAGGGAGGGAACACUCCUUGAAUUCAGCUGAAUGUCUGCAGCGAUGAAGGAAAAGAUUUAUUCAGCUAAAGUUCAAAAUGUGAAAUUAUAUAUUUUCCAGAACAAAGCAUUGAAUCUACUCCGCAUGAGGCAAGCAAGCGAAGUUGCUAAAAAAUUUAAAAAACUAUCUUCUACUAUCGAUGACAGAACUAGCUAUCACUGUGUUAGCUGCAAAAUGAACAAUGCUCGUAAUCGUAAAAGAAAAAAGGUUGCUUCGUCGGGGUUUUCUCGCGCCCUUGUGCCUAUCGAAAUGCGAAAGUGUAUGAUGCGUCACGAGUGGUCAAAUUUAGUGGAGCUAUUACCACUUUUAUUGAGAGGAAGAUCAGAAACGGAACCCUUAGUUUGGAGAUAUUUAGCUGCUGCUUUAUUUUAUAGUUCUAAAGCUAGUUUGGCAACGCUUAAUGAUUUUCUUGAAAUGGGUGUGGGUAGUAAGAGUGCUGAAUUUUUAAAAAAUAUUUUGACCCUUCCAUCUCGGAUUCCAGAAACUGAAGAAACUGAAGAAAUUGAAGAAAUUGACUCCUCAUAACUUGACCCUCUAAAAUUCAAUAAGUUGUAAAGGUAAAACAUGGUUCCGAUUGUGAGUUGAUAAAAAUCAUAAAAAAAAUCGAAUAAAGUUUGCAUACUUGUAUUUUAA
Messenger RNA from Athalia rosae (coleseed sawfly), 1697 nucleotides. RefSeq lists its product as uncharacterized. Bases 1056 to 1589 code for a protein of 177 amino acids. NCBI's taxonomy places the organism in Eukaryota, Metazoa, Arthropoda, Insecta, Hymenoptera, Athaliidae. The transcript has 3 exons. The record is from RefSeq and is a predicted model, not a curated record.